Messenger RNA from Acanthamoeba castellanii str. Neff, 540 nucleotides. Its product is annotated as RNA methyltransferase, TrmH superfamily protein. Gene Ontology annotation, molecular function: RNA binding; tRNA (guanine) methyltransferase activity. The transcript has 3 exons. NCBI's taxonomy places the organism in Eukaryota, Discosea, Longamoebia, Acanthamoebidae. Bases 1 to 540 code for a protein of 179 amino acids. Gene Ontology annotation, biological process: tRNA methylation. The record is from RefSeq and is a predicted model, not a curated record.
AUGCAGCGACACAAGCCACCCGUACCCCUCCUCCGCCCACGCGAGGUCGUGGUGGCGUGCGUGCCGCUCAAGUCCAACGUCAACGUCUCCGCCAUUGCGCGAACGUGCUCGUGUUUGCAGGUGCGACAGUUGGUCUGCUGUGGCACGGCCAAGCUGCUCAACAAGGUGGCGCGCGAUGCUGUGUUGCUUCAAGAUAGUGCGAAGGAUAACAAGAGCGGUGAUGCCGAGGGCAGUGCGAGCUCGGGAUCGUGGUUCAAGGUGGUGAACACGCUUCGACACCCACUCCUGCGCUUCAAGGAAGAGGGCUACGAGGUGGUGGGCCUUGAACAGACCGCAGCCUCGACGAGCCUCUACGACUUCCGGUUUGCCCGCAAGACGGUCCUCGUCAUCGGGAGCGAGAACAAGGGCAUCCCGCCCGACAUACUUGCCGUGUGUGAUCGAGUGGUCGAGAUACCACUCAACGGGCCGCCGCACAGCCUCAAUGUGGCCAGCGCGGCCGCCAUCGGCCUCUAUGAGUACUGCAGACAGCACCCAUCAUGA